AUGACUUUGGUUGAGCUUUUAGAUGAGAGUAAUAUGGUUCCUGUUUCGGCUUACGAGAAUUCAGAAGUUGAAAUUAGUGGAAUUCAACACGAUUUUAGGCUUGUAACAUCUGGUAAUUUGUUUGUGUGUUGUGUUAGAAGUAAAAACGACGGACACAUGUUCUUGAGAGAGGCUAAUAAAAGAGAAGUUGUUAUUGUUAAGUUAACACUCAUAACCUUUACUUCUCUUUGGAAAACUAUUAGCUACAAAAACCUUACUUCAAUCGAAAUUGAAGGUAUCUCAUAUGCAUAUGACGAAGGAGGUUUAUCAGCAGCAGAAAGCUUAGAGAUUUACAAAGAAACCUUUUGGAGAGUUGAAUCAGAAUCACUUUUUGAGCUUCUUCAGAAACUACCCGCCUCAGAAACUCCACCAAGUUGUGUUAUUUUUUAUGUUUUUUUGCUUUGGACUCUUGAUACUCAUGAGAAGUUUAUUGAGUUAGCACUUUCAAAAUCUGAGCAUUUGUUGCAUGGAUUGCCUAAACUUGCUCUAGGGGAUUUGCCUACCUUUUUGUAUAAGUAUGGAUCUUAUCCUGGAUAUUUUGACAUAGUGGUCAAUCAAUUUGACAAUAUUGAUUUGGCUAAUGGAGGUGAAAAGCCUCCAAUCUGGCAAGAUUUUGUUGGAAUCAUUGUUCUCUUGGUCAUCAACUCAACUAUCAUUUCAUCAUAA
This is a messenger RNA of Vicia faba (fava bean), 705 nucleotides long. The record is from the annotation of a GenBank genome assembly. NCBI's taxonomy places the organism in Eukaryota, Viridiplantae, Streptophyta, Magnoliopsida, Fabales, Fabaceae.